AUGUCUGGUGCAGGUAUAUCGACCAGUGCUGGCAUACCUGACUUUCGAUCACCCGGUACUGGACUUUACUCUCAAUUGGAAAAAUACAAUUUACCAUUUCCUCAAGCAAUAUUUCAAUUGGAUUAUUUCCGCGAAAAUCCAAAGCCUUUUUUCCUGUUGGCUAAAGAGCUCUACCCACAAAAGUUUACUCCGACGCCGACUCAUUACUUCAUUCGACUAUUGAACGAGAAAGGCAAAUUACUACGUACAUUCACACAGAAUAUUGAUUCUUUGGAACGGAUUGCUGGUAUACCAACGGAGAAGAUUGUCGAAGCUCAUGGAACAUUUUUUACUGCGCACUGUUUGGAUUGUCGAGCGGAAUACUCAUUGGAAUAUGUUAAAGAUAUUGUUUUUUUUGGUGAAAGUCUACCUGAACGAUUUGCUGAAUGUGUUAAAAGUGUAAAUGAAAAUUUAAAAUAA
Rotaria sp. Silwood2 is the source of this 459-nucleotide messenger RNA. Lineage: Eukaryota; Metazoa; Rotifera; Eurotatoria; Philodinida; Philodinidae. The record is from the annotation of a GenBank genome assembly.